AUGGACAACUUGCCUCCGAAGCUUUUAUGCGACAUCGUCGACCUCGCAGCGACGGCACAAUCUUCCGCCUACAAACCUCAUCUGUCACCUUAUGCUGCGGUCUCCGAGAAAUGGCAACAGCUCAUCGAGUCUAAACAGUUCAGCUGCAUCAGAAUCAACAACGAAGAUAUAGACACUUUCGCCAGUGUCUUCAGCGACGAGAUGAAUGGCGAACACCGCCGAGCAGCGUUACAACAACUGUUCCUGCGUGUAUACUCGCCUGUUCGACCGACCAAGCCUAGGAGUGAGUCUACCAUAGAAGAGAGAAGAGACGAGGUCGCUGCCAACGACACAGUGUUUUCGAAAAGCCUGCAGUCACUUUUCAGCGCCUUGCAGCCGUGGUCAUUAGGAAACUUGCUUGAUUUAUAUCUUUUCGUACCGACGAGAGACAGCAAUGGAUUGUUCGCUUGCCGUACAGAGCCUCGGAUCCUUGCUCUGGAGUCCCUACCGCGAGUCUCUUGUGUCGAGAAGUUCGUAUCUAGGGGUCAGAUGAAUCUGCCUACAGAGACUCUGGUUGGUGUUGCGUCGAGGCUUCCAAAUCUACGACACGUGGAUUGGCAAAUCGCAGAUGGCGAUGGGAGACCAGCGCUCCUGAUUCAACGACGGCAGAAUCGAUACGGUGAGUUAACCAAACCAAUCGUUUUGAAAGUGGUCGCGCCGACACUAUCUCGCAUUCAUCGAAACCCCACUGACAUUACCGCGUCUCGCGCUUCCANNGACUUUGCAAAUCAGCUCCUAGGUCUGAAGACAUCAUGUCCUGAACUCACGACAGUUGAACUUGCCUUCAGUUCUCCAUUGCCUGGGCGUAAACUAAUCACAGAAGUACCAAGCAUACUCCUGCCCUAUACGUCCAUUGAUCAUCUAUGCGUUUCUCUACGCCGGCUCAGUCAAUCUUUACAACGAGUGGUCCUAAGCAAUCUACCCAUCUCCACCCAACUAUUCUGGCCUAUCCAAGACGAUGAAGAGGCUGAUGAGGAAGACGAGCCUUUUGGGCCAAACUUGACACAUUUCGAUCUCGAAUUUAGUGUUUGUGCCGCAGAGGGUGGGCGAUGGGCUGAUCCUCCUUCGUCUUCUUGCUCGUGUCGCGCUGGUCCGACAAAUACACCUGACGAGAAACACCAAUCAGAACGUCCCUCUCAAAUGUCUGAACUCAAUUCACCUACCUGGCCUUCUGAGGAGCUGGAGGAUCUAUUCCUUGUCAUUGCCAAAGCUAUCGCUCGCAUGCCUAUGCUUCAAAGCUUUCGUGCCAGGGUGGGAAAAAGCUCAUACUUCGACCCUGAAGACCAGGGCUUUGCGAUGCACUAUACUAGCCCUAUCGAAAGGGAGAUUGGUAUCGAUGGGACGAUUCUUAAAAAACACUUGUAUUGGAAUGCACCGCCUGAAUGGCGAAUGAGUGUCACACUGGAAGAGCAUUGGAGAAACAUCCUUGGAGACACGGGAGUAGUCAAGUAUCUUGCAUGA
This is a messenger RNA of Aureobasidium musti, 1500 nucleotides long. The record is from the annotation of a GenBank genome assembly. Lineage: Eukaryota; Fungi; Ascomycota; Dothideomycetes; Dothideales; Saccotheciaceae.